Molecule: messenger RNA, 717 nt
Organism: Helianthus annuus (common sunflower)
Lineage: Eukaryota; Viridiplantae; Streptophyta; Magnoliopsida; Asterales; Asteraceae
Product: monothiol glutaredoxin-S2
Exons: 1
Coding region: 294-602 (102 amino acids)
Source: RefSeq, a predicted model, not a curated record
UCCCGUCCCCUUCAAAGCUUCACCAAUGGCUACACAUACCUUAAUUCCGUAUCAUUUAUUCAGUUUGAUAAUGAUCAUCAUGAUCUGUCAAAGAAAAAGAAUCUGAUCUCACUUUCAGCACCUAAAAGGUAUCACCCCAACAAUUUCAAAUCCUAUCCUAUCACUAUAUAUAGACAUCUUAGGAUCAUAUAUACACUCACAACAAAUCUUCCCACAACACCAAACUAUCUACAUAUAUCUUUUACAAAAGCUAGCAUUGUCUCAUACAACAUUUAACUUCUACAACUCCGGAUAUGGCUAUGGUUACAUCAUUGGUGAACGAAAGGCCUGUGGUUAUAUUUAGCAAAAGCUCUUGCUGUAUGUGCCACACCAUUAAGACACUGAUCAGCAAUUUUGGUGCAAAUCCUACAGUUUAUGAGUUAGAUGAACAUCCAGACGGAAAACAGUUAGAGAAGGAAUUAAGAGGACUAGGGUGUAAGCCAAGUGUACCAGCUGUAUUCAUAGGAGAGAAGCUGAUUGGUGGUGCUAAUGAAAUAAUGAGCCUUCAUCUUAAGGGUCAGCUGGUACAGUUGCUCCUGAAGGCUAAUGCUAUAUGGGUGUAGUCAAACAUAACUGUGAAUAGCAGUGUUAUAAUUUGUAGUUAUUAGAAUUUAAAAGGUAUUGUUUUCAGCCUUCUUUAAUGGUGUUUUAAAUCCAUUGAGAACUUAUGUGCUAACA